This is a messenger RNA of Phyllostomus hastatus (greater spear-nosed bat), 1390 nucleotides long. RefSeq names its product POP5 homolog, ribonuclease P/MRP subunit (gene POP5). Gene Ontology annotation, cellular component: ribonuclease P complex. Gene Ontology annotation, molecular function: ribonuclease P RNA binding. The transcript is spliced from 5 exons. NCBI's taxonomy places the organism in Eukaryota, Metazoa, Chordata, Mammalia, Chiroptera, Phyllostomidae. The coding region runs from base 496 to 1005 and encodes 169 amino acids. The record is from RefSeq and is a predicted model, not a curated record. Gene Ontology annotation, biological process: tRNA 5'-leader removal.
AAGCCCCAACUGUAGUAACAUGCUUGGCUGUAUGGGAAAAAGUAAACGGGGCCCUAAUCUGAAAGGGUUUGAUUUGCAUGGGUCAGUCCCUGGCUUGUAAAUACAAGAAUUCCAUCGCCCAGCUUUAGGGAGAGAAUACAAGUGCAUACAUAACUAUUGCAAUGUUAUAGAAAGUAAACCUUCCGAAGGACGCACAAGCAGCAGCUGCAUCCUACGCAGUAUUGCAAACUCGGGCGUGGAGGAGGAGUACCCAGCACAGUCUCAAGCUGCUCCAACGCUGAGUACCACACAGAGCCAACCAAAGCAGUUUGGAACUCAGCAGUACGCUUGCGCUCUGCCAACGCAAAUGGAGGAGGGGCUUGAAGGAGACUGACCCUGGACUCAGCCUCUCAGCAUUAUGGCUCCGCCUUCCUAUCCUGCAUCCCUCUCUGAGUGGCUGCAAGACUGCGAAGACUAACCCAGUUGCGCGCAGGAAAGCCAGGGGCGGAAGUCGCCAUGGUGCGGUUCAAGCACAGGUACCUACUCUGCGAAGUGGUGUCUGACGACCCCCGCUGCCGCCUGAGUCUGGAUGACCGAGCGCUGUGCGGCCUUGUGCGGGACACGAUUGCUCGCCUACACGGGACUUUCGGUGCAGCCGCCUGCUCCAUAGGCUUUGCGGUGCGAUACCUCAAUGCCUACACUGGCGUAGUGCUCCUUCGAUGCCGAAAGGACUUCUACCAGCUUGUGUGGUCAGCUCUCCCCUUCAUCACACACUUGGAGAACAAAGGACACCGUUACCCGUGUUUUCUCAACACCCUACAUGUGGGAGGUACAAUUAGAACGUGUCAGAAGUUCCUGAUUCAGUACAACAGGAGGCAGCUGUUGAUCUUGUUGCAGAACUGCACUGAUGAAGGAGAGCGGGAAGCUAUCCAGAAGUCUGUCACAAAAAGCUGUUUACUAGACAGAGAAUCGGGCGAGGAGGAACUUUCAGACGGUGAUGAUGAGGUGGCUGAAGCAAUGGAGUGAACCUGUGCAGGCUGUGCGGUGCCCAAGCCUCGGGGCCCACUGGUUGGAGCAGGAUGUUCUGGGAGGCAGCAGGGUCUUCCACCUUUCUAGGACCUGCGUUCUCCUAACAAAAUGGAUGCCACUCGAAGUCCUUGACACAUCUGAUAGAUGUUUUGACUUUUGCUUCAGUGUGACCUCUCAUCUCAGGCUGGAACACCCUCAUCCCCACAGAGUUCCUGAACUGGGAUUUUUAAACUGUUUCCUUUUAAGAAUGACAAGUUAGCCCUGGAUGGUGUGGUUCGGUGGAUUGAGCGCCAGCCGGCAAACCAAAAGGUCACCGGUUUGAUUCCCAGUCAGGGCACAUGCCUGGGUUGUGGACCAGGUCCUUACUGGGGGGCACCAGAGA